CAAAACCUAUCUGUCCCUGUUUCACUUCCCACUCUUCCAGAUCUUCACUCCCAAGCACCCCUGGAGCUACGACCCUCUGCUUCAAUGGCUACCAUACUCGAACCGAUCGCCGUUUCUCGCUCUUCGUCUCUUCCUUCCGCUACUUUCUCUCCAAUCACAGCUUCUUCUGCACUUCCCGGCCAUAGGACCUCAGCUAAGCUGCCGCACUACAGUGGCCUUAAGCUCAGACCCAUCGCAAUUACUCGUUCAGCUGGUUCCCUGAAUUCCAGCUCGAGGAUUGCUCGUCGAGGUGGCCGUGUUGUGUGUGAGGCUCAAGAUACCGCUGUCGAUGUGGCUCCUGUUACUGAUGCAAAUUGGCAGUCCCUUGUUAUUGAAUCUGAGACUCCUGUUUUGGUUGAAUUCUGGGCCCCAUGGUGUGGGCCCUGCCGUAUGAUCCACCCUAUUAUUGAUGAGCUGGCAAAGCAAUAUGCUGGGAAGCUCAAGUGUUACAAAGUUAACACUGAUGAGAGCCCCUCAACCGCAACUCGGUAUGGUAUUCGUAGCAUCCCUACUGUGAUGAUCUUCAAGAGCGGUGAGAAGAAAGAUGCAGUUAUAGGUGCAGUGCCAAAGUCAACAUUGACCACAAGUAUAGAAAAAUUCUUGUGAGGUGGUAAAUAAAGAAGGCCUUUGCUGGAAGUAAAGCUACUUUUCAUUUCAGCUUCUUCUCACCUAAAGCCGUGUCUCAUGUUUGGAUUACUGAAAUACUCACUUAAGCUUCUGUAUAGUCAUGGGAUUCUUUUCAAUAAGAUAAUUAUCAUUGUAUCAAUAUUAAGUAAAUUGAGUUGCCAUUAUAUUGCA
This is a messenger RNA of Prosopis cineraria, 837 nucleotides long. RefSeq lists its product as uncharacterized. Gene Ontology annotation, cellular component: cytoplasm. The record is from RefSeq and is a predicted model, not a curated record. Lineage: Eukaryota; Viridiplantae; Streptophyta; Magnoliopsida; Fabales; Fabaceae. The transcript has 2 exons. Bases 85 to 645 code for a protein of 186 amino acids. Gene Ontology annotation, molecular function: protein-disulfide reductase activity; oxidoreductase activity, acting on a sulfur group of donors, disulfide as acceptor.